Molecule: messenger RNA, 423 nt
Organism: Cooperia oncophora
Lineage: Eukaryota; Metazoa; Nematoda; Chromadorea; Rhabditida; Trichostrongylidae
Source: the annotation of a GenBank genome assembly
AUGUCGGGCAAGGGCGAUGGUCCCUCGAAAAAAGACGUCAACGAUGCAGACGGUCUGAGUGAACUGCUUGACGAUGCUCUCAAAGGAUUCACCGACCGUCCUCGAACUACUGAUGACGAGCUGGAUGAGAUCAUGGAAUCGGCAUUGACGCAAGCAGCAGCUCAGAAAGCAGCCGGGGAUUUCCAGCAGAUGCUUCAGCAGAUGGAAGCUUUGCGGCAAGCCGAAGCUUCUGGGCAGCAAGUAACUGAAAUCGACAAGGAAGCUCAGGACAUGAUUGAAGCUAUGAAAGCACUCAUGGAAAGCAGUGGAAAGAUUGCGAACGCCACUACCCAUGACGACUUCCUGGCCGGCCUCGAUACGCUGAAAGGGCCCGGUUCCCCAAUGGAGCCAUUUAUGUCCAUGAUUCUCCAGGUACUACUUUGA